AUGGAGAAUGUACCAAGGCCGUUAGGAGGCGAGGAUAAGGUUUGGAAGCCCGAUUUUAAAGGGAAUCUCACGAUUAUUUCAGCUAAGGAUUUACUUCGUAAGAAAUAUCCAAAACUGGAGGGGGCAAAUUUGUUAUGGAGACAUUCUAUUCAUCCAUCUCUUGUUGCAAGAAAUUGGAAGUUAUUAAGAGGUGAUUGUGCGACUUUAGACAAGGUACGAAGUAGAUUUAAAUUUCAGGUGGUUAACAAAUGUUGUUUGUAUAACAGAGAAGAGGAAACGUUGGAGCAUGUUUUAUGGUCUUGUGAUUUUGCAAUAAGGGCAUGGCGUUGGAUUUCUGAAAUUUUUGGUCUCAAUCCACACCAAAACCUCACAACUGCAUAUAAACAAGCUAAAGGGAAGAGUCGUAUGUUCAAGGAUGUUUGGUUGCUGUCUAUACCUGUAAUUCGUUCGGAGUUAUGGAUGACACGGAAUAUCUAUGUUUAUGGUAAUUCAAAAGUCAGUUGGCAAUUUUUUCACAAGAAGGUUUUCAAUCAGAGUCAUGAGUAUUUGAGAAGGUUGAAGGGUGAUAUGUUUAAUAAUCAAGACGAUCUUAGGGUGCUAUCUUUCUUUAGAGUGCAACAUAGGAGAGUUAAAGUGAUGCAUCCCAAAGAAUGCUUUUGGAUUCCUCCAAAUCAUGAUGAAUUGAUGCUUUUUUGUGAUGGUGCGGGUAGGGGAAGUCCGGGAAGAGCAGGUGCCGGAGUGGUUGUUCGAGAUGCAGGUGCUAACGUUUUGGGUGCUAUGAGUGUUGGUUUUGGUAUUCAAACUAACUAUUUAGCUAAACUUUUUUGUGUUAUUGUGGGGUUGAAAUGGACUUUGAAGUUUGAGGUUAGAAAUAUUUGUAUUCAUACUGACUUUAUGGGUGCUGUUUUGGCGUACUCGAGUGAUAUUGGUGUAGUUUCGUUGUUUCUAAGACAGAGAUGGGUUGCUGUGAGAGCUAGAUAUAACACAAUUCGUUUUGUGCAUACAUAUAAAGAAGCUAAUUUUGCUGCAAACAAGAUGGCCAAGAGAGGUUGCCUGUUGAAUGAUGGUGAAGGCAUGAGUUAUGAUGGAAGACCUGAUUUUAUUUCCUCAAUUGAAUUACCAAAUGUAUCUAAUUUUAGAUUUGAUUAG
Papaver somniferum (opium poppy) is the source of this 1149-nucleotide messenger RNA. RefSeq lists its product as uncharacterized. The transcript has a single exon. Lineage: Eukaryota; Viridiplantae; Streptophyta; Magnoliopsida; Ranunculales; Papaveraceae. Bases 1 to 1149 code for a protein of 382 amino acids. The record is from RefSeq and is a predicted model, not a curated record. Gene Ontology annotation, molecular function: nucleic acid binding; RNA-DNA hybrid ribonuclease activity.